CCUGGAUGGGCAGAGAACAAGAAUUCGGGCAGUUUUCCAAGUGGCCGGUUUUCUGCUGUCUCUUCAGGGUCGCCACCUCCUCGGGUCGAGCCCAGAGACCCGGUUCUCCGCGCGGCGCGCUCCGGACGCCGAGGUUCCCAGUGGGGGCGGCGGGCGUCCUCCCCCGGCCCCCUCCCCUCGCGGCGCUUCGAGGUCUAAGCCUCCGCGCUUCUCCAUCAGGUGGAGCCGUGCUGCUCGCCGCCUCCCUCCUCUGCUCCCUCCUCGCCGCGAACUGCGCGCAGGCACCUUACAGCGCCAGGAGGUUAACCGAGACCCCGGAGGAGCUUCAGUGAAAGGAGCCCUUCUGUCACUCGUCACUCGCUCCCUGGCUCGCUCGCGCGCUGGCUGUGGGAGGAGCCGCCGGAGGAAGCUGUGUGCUUGGGAUGCCGAGCGCCAGAGGAUGGAGCUGCUCCGAGAGGGCACGUCGCUGACAAACCCGGCUUCCCGAGGCGGCUAGAAACAGGCGACUUGCCUCGGCUGGCUGCGGAUCCCCUGAGGCACGGAGCCCGAGGCCACCCGGAGGGACCGACGGACAGACAGAUGGUCGGCGCGAACCCGGGAGGACCGCGGCGGAGACAGGGCACCACGAGCCGCCGAGCAGGAGAAACUCACCGCGAACCCAAGUUGCCCCGCCGGCUUCCCCUCGGCGCGCGGAGGAAUGAGACCUUUCCAGCUCGACCUGCUGUUCGUCUGCUUCUUCCUCUUCAGCCAAGAGCUGGGGCUCCAGAAGAGAGGAUGCUGUCUGGUGCUGGGCUACAUGGCCAAGGACAAGUUUCGGAGAAUGAAUGAAGGUCAAGUGUACUCCUUCAGCCAGCAGCCCCAGGACCAGGCUGUGGUAUCGGGGCAGCCGGUGACACUGCUGUGCGCCAUCCCUGAAUACGAUGGCUUCGUUCUGUGGAUCAAAGACGGCUUGGCUCUGGGCGUGGGCAGGGACCUCUCAAGUUACCCACAGUACCUGGUGGUAGGGAACCACCUGUCAGGGGAACAUCACCUGAAGAUCCUGCGGGCAGAGCUGCAAGACGAUGCUGUGUACGAGUGCCAGGCCAUCCAGGCCGCCAUCCGGUCACGCCCCGCACGCCUCACCGUCCUAGUGCCACCUGACGACCCCGUCAUCCUGGGGGGGCCUGUCAUCAGCCUGCGGGCCGGGGACCCCCUCAACCUCACCUGCCAUGCAGACAACGCCAAGCCUGCAGCCUCCAUCAUCUGGCUGAGGAAGGGAGAGGUGAUCAAUGGAGCCACCUACUCCAAGACCCUGCUUCGCGACGGCAAGCGUGAGAGCAUUGUGAGUACCCUCUUCAUCUCCCCCGGCGACGUGGAGAACGGCCAGAGCAUCGUGUGCCGAGCCACCAACAAAGCCAUCCCCGGAGGAAAGGAGACCUCGGUCACCAUCGACAUCCAGCACCCCCCGCUUGUCAACCUGUCGGUGGAGCCACAGCCAGUGCUGGAGGACAACGUGGUCACGUUUCACUGCUCUGCAAAGGCCAACCCCGCCGUCACCCAGUACAGGUGGGCCAAGCGGGGCCAGAUCAUCAAGGAAGCCUCCGGGGAGGUGUACCGGACCACCGUGGACUACACGUACUUCUCCGAGCCCAUCUCCUGCGAGGCGACCAAUGCCCUAGGCAGCACCAACAUCAGCCGCAAUGUCGACGUCUAUUUCGGACCCAGAAUGACCACGGAACCCCAAUCCCUGCUCGUGGAUCUGGGCUCCGACGCCGUCUUCAGCUGCGCCUGGACAGGCAACCCGUCCCUGACCAUCGUCUGGAUGAAGCGGGGCUCUGGUGUGGUCCUGAGCAAUGAGAAGACCCUGACCCUCAAAACUGUCCGCCAGGAGGACGCGGGGAAGUACGUGUGCCGAGCUGUGGUGCCCCGGGUAGGGGCCGGGGAGCGAGAGGUGACCCUAACUGUCAAUGGACCCCCCAUCAUCUCCAGCACCCAGACCCAGCACGCCCUCCACGGGGAGAAGGGCCAAAUCAAGUGCUUCAUCCGGAGCACGCCGCCACCCGACCGCAUCGCCUGGUCCUGGAAGGAGAACGUGCUGGAGUCGGGGACGUCGGGCCGCUACACGGUGGAGACGGUCAGCACCGAGGAGGGCGUCAUCUCCACGCUGACCAUCAGCAGCAUCGUGCGGGCCGACUUCCAGACCAUCUACAACUGCACCGCCUGGAACAGCUUCGGCUCCGACACGGAGAUCAUCCGGCUCAAGGAGCAAGGUUCGGAAAUGAAGUCGGGAGCCGGGCUGGAAGCAGAGGCUGUGCCGAUGGCCGUCAUCAUCGGGGUGGCCGUAGGAGCUGGCGUGGCCUUCCUCGUCCUUCUGGCAACCAUUGUGGCCUUCUGCUGUGCCCGCUCCCAGAGAAAUCUCAAAGGUGUCGUGUCAGCCAGGAAUGACAUCCGGGUGGAGAUUGUCCACAAGGAGCCUGCCUCUGGCCGGGAGGCUGAGGAACAGCCCACCAUCAAGCAGCUGAUGAUGGACCGGGGUGAAUUCCAGCAAGACUCAGUCCUGAAGCAGCUGGAGGUGCUCAAAGAAGAGGAGAAGGAGUUUCAGAACCUGAAGGACCCUACCAAUGGCUACUACAGCGUCAACACCUUCAAGGAGCACCACUCGACCCCCGCCAUCUCGCUGUCCGGCUGCCAGCCGGACCUGCGCCCCGCGGGCAAGCAGCGAGUGCCCACGGGCAUGUCCUUCACCAACAUCUACAGCACGCUGAGCGGCCAGGGCCGCCUCUACGACUACGGGCAGAGGUUCGUGCUGGGCACGGGCAGCUCAUCCAUCGAGCUCUGUGAGCGGGAGUUCCAGCGGGGCUCGCUCAGCGACAGCAGCUCCUUCCUGGACACGCAGUGUGACAGCAGCGUCAGCAGCAGCGGCAAGCAGGACGGCUACGUGCAGUUCGAUAAGGCGAGCAAGGCCUCGGCCUCCUCCUCCCACCAUUCCCAGUCCUCUUCCCAGAACUCCGACCCCAGCCGGCCCCUGCAGCGGCGGAUGCAGACUCACGUCUGAGGAUCCCGGGCCGAGGGCGGGAGGGCCGGGGAGGGCGGGGCCUCGGCCUGGCUCUGCAGAGACUUUGCAGAGGACCCCGGAAGCAGCCGCCUCCACCACCCUCCUGGCAACCCCGAUCAAGCACAAAUGCGGGCCCAGCUGCCGGGCAUCGGGGCGUGGAGGUGGGGACGUGGUCAGAGGAUGCCGCUGAGCGCAGUGUGCUCCGUGCUGGCCGCCCUCGGCCCCCGGCCCUUUCCUGGCGGCCCCUCCUCUACCUGCCCCUCCCACAGGCUCCGGAGGCAGCUAUAACUCUGCUUUCAUGAAACUGCCGUCCACGCUCCGGGCUUCGGAGGAGCUCUGCCCCUUGCCGCCCGCAAGCCCUCCCCCGACUCCCACCGUGCCUGUGCUCCUGUACAGCCCCGGGGAGCAGGGCGUCAAGUGCUUGCCGGCACGGAGCUGCCCCAGAGACCUCAGCGCCCCCUGCCCCUCCUGGUCCAGACUCCAGAGGCUGAGAAGCCAGAACGGCCCUGGCUGACACACUGGCCCGGAGCCCACCCCCAGUUUGUUCGGUGUUUUGUGUCCAUACCCUUACAGUUCUGUCCUUGGACUGGAUGCCUCUCAACUCUGAGGUGGGACUGGCCCAAUCAGAGACUGGUGUUUGGGAGGGAGGGGGAGGGAAGGAGGGGGGAACGUGACACUCGGGGAUCCCUCGCCAGGCUGUGCGACUCAGAGCCUCCCCACGCGCCCCUGCUUCGUGUACUCCCCUCCUCCCCUCUGCACAUUCGGAGUCAAUAUAAGGAGUGUGAGCUUCUCUGGUCAGGGUUCUUUAAACAGCCGUUGGAGAGACUGUGUCCCAGGAUCUGUGGGGUUUGAGGGGACUAGGGGGCAGGCCUUUAAGGUGAUGAGACUCACCUUCUCAGCUGAGCCUAGAUUCACACAAGGAACCAUGGUCCUGUCCUCAGUAAGGCUCCUGGGGCAAGAGAGAAAGCAUAUCUGCACCUCACUCCUGCCUGCCACCUGAGAAUAAAGGUUAGGGGUCCUUCCUCCAACAGAUGCGUUCUACUCUUUUGUUCCUGCAGAGUCACAGCAAGACCCCAAGAGCUCAGAGGAUGCUUUGGGAACGCAGGGUUCCUUGCCCUGCUUUGAUUUGGUUUUCCCAGACAGUGGAGAGCUCUGGUCAUGGUGACAAUAGGACCUAUGGGCAGACUCCUCUCCUUGCAGAUGUGCCCAACCCAGAGGGCACACGAAACCAACCACCUGACUCACGCCAAAUACAGCUCAGGGGCAAAGGGGUCAGACUGCACAUUGGAGGGGUCCUUCUAGGCCUUUCUCUCAGCAAUAUUCUGCAAGGGCGGCUCCCUCCGUUGGGGGUUCAGGGGAGGAGGCCCUCUUCAAAGAGCCUGUGCCACCAGGCAGCCCAACGCUCUGAGACUCAAAUGAUGUUCUACGAAUGGCUCUGUUUGGGUGGAAAGCUUGACGUGGUGAUGGCAGACAGGCUGGGGUGGAUAAACAGGGCCAAGUUAGGAUGCUACCUCUGCAAGUAGGAUUCAGAUAGAACUCUGGAGAACCCACACUGUCCCAAAGGUUGGAGAUUCCUCCUCAGAUUAAGACCCUUCUCCUCCAACCUUCCCUGGGAGUCCUCACCCACCAUGGGAACCUUCAUCACAAAAGCCUGUGCUUCUUUCCUCCACUGAUGCCUUGGAUGGCCCCAACCCACAGAUGGUAUACAUAGCCUUAGCCUUCCUAGAGCCUCCACCCAGAGGAUGUUUCUGCUUCCACCAUAUUUCCUAUUGCUUCAAAACCCUCCACCUCCUUGGAUAUCUUCCUUUGCAGCACCCAAGCCUGAGGUAGUAGAAACUGAUGAGAAAUGUAAGUGUACAUCCCAGCCCCACAUCCUGCUCCUGGUACCAUUUCUGGCCCAGCACAGAUGCCUGUGGGCUCCAGGUUAAUCUUGACAAGUUCUCUUCCUUCCCAUACACGUUUUGCCUUUGCCAGCAAGGAGUAAGGCUCUAAGAUCAGAUGCAAAAUGCCUUGGUGUGCUAGAAUAAGGAAGAGGAUGCCCUAAGAGGAUCUGUCCAUUCAUUUCUCCUAGCCUUCCCCACCUUGGAGGUGGGCGGGACAUCUCCUUCCUAAGCCUCACCACAGCCUACCUUGCCCCUCACCCCCUGCCCACAUCCUCCCCCCGUCACACACAGCACUUAUAAUAGGAUGGAGGUACCCAUUCUUUCUUGGAACCCAAGGUUAUGGCACAGAAUAACCUGGAGAACAGGGAAGAAAUCUGAUCUCCUGGAGAACAGAACCCUCUUCUCCCUUGGGAGCCUCAGACACUCCCAGGGUGGGAACGUGGACAUCACGGAAGAUGGGGCUGCACAGUCAAGACUCGGCUACACGGGGCCCACUCCCUGAGCUCUCUCCGAGGCACAAACACAGCAAAGAAUUGCCGAAAGGGUAGGAGAUCACAAGUAAGGCCCUGGUGAAAGAGAUGAACAUAGGCAGGGGAAAUCAGUAGGCUCUGGUGGCCUCUGGACCGUUGAGGCACUGAGAAGGAUGCUGGACUGAGCAGUGUGCAUCCUUAAACCCCUCUGACUCCAUUUACUUCUCACGUAGGAGUGAGGGGACAAGAAAGCUGGUAAAGGGAAGUGUUAAAAAAAAAAAAAAUUAAGGCAGUGGGAGGCCCUGAAUUUCCUUGUAGGUGAUUUCAAGUUAACUGAAAUGAGUGCUUCACGUUUGUAAUCAUUUAAUUCUCACAAUUCUACCAAGUAUUACCAUUUUACAGACGAGGGAGUGAACUUAAAGAAGACCGGCCCAAGGUCACAGAGCUAACAAGUGACAGCACGAGAUGUAAACAUAUGAUUUCCUCUGUGAAAUGUUUCCAUUCUACAGUGCAAACCCAAGGCCACUUUCAUCCUAGAAUAAGAUGAAAACGGCCGACGCUGAAGGCCAUGAGCUGGGACCCACUCGGGGGCAGGCUGAGCAAGGACAGGCCACAGCUCCAGUAGGAAAACAGGACUGGCAUCCUCCACCGCCACUCCCCAAAUGACCUGGAAAGACCACAACUCCCUGGGAAAGCUCGUCUGUGUAUCAAAUCACCCCCACCCCUCCCAAGGCCAGGAUCCAGUUUUCUGAUAGCUUUACAAUUCGUUACUGGCUCCGAGUCACUGGAUGGGGGCCCAGUUUCUGACUCUCAGGCUCACUAUCAGUCUGGGAAGGCCAGGGUUAUUUCCAUCACGUCUUCAACUUUCAUGGAACAGGAAAUGGUCUCAUACAAAGCACUAGAGCACCACAGCAAAUCCACCUCUGAUGGAGACUACUGAAACAGUGCUCUAAAGGAAUAGGCCUUGAAGCUGCCUUUGAGCUUCCGGAGUAGAGAGGAACAGGGGGAAAUAACAGCAAAUGUGAAGCAGCCCUUGGGAGAUUUCUCAGAACAGGAGAAAAGAGCCAACAGGAAUUCUGCUUCUCGCUUCCUAUAUGGGGGCGGCAUACACGAGGCACCGUGGCCUUUGCUAUUACGGGAUCAGAACUGAAAUCGCCAGGUACACACUCCAGGAGUCCCAUCAGCCCUUCCCAGGUAUUGUACUCUGUUUAUGAUGGCGCCAGGAAAAAAAGACGAGGGGGAGUCCUGUGAUCAGUCUCUUCUCUAGUAAGUUUCCCUAUAAAAUCAACCCUUGAUUAAAAUAAAGGUAUAAAUAUUUAAAUAAAAACUAUCCUAAUUUGCAUAGAGAUUUUUAUUUAAAAUACCACUUGGGGUGCCUGCUUUAAAGAAACAUGAAUGUUUAGACAUAAACUGAUGACAUCUCAACUAAAUCUUGACGUUUACUUUCCCUUUAAAAAAGCCUUUUAGAAGCCUCUUAUGGAAGCUGUUUUUAGGAGCUGUAACCACAGGCCAGCUUCAGCAUUGAAACUACAAGUGAUCUCUAAGAGUCACUGAUAAAGCAUUCCCUUGCUCUGACAGUUACUUCUUACACCCAGUAAGGCUGUAAUCAUCUUUUCCCCAACCCGCUAUGUUUCCACCUUCCUAAUUAGGUCAUAAACUGGGAAAAAACAAGUAAGGAUUUGUUUUCCUGGAUGAAUCCACUUGUGUUUUAGGGAGAGGACCGCCCACUCUUGCCCUCUCUAACUGCUGUUCUUCCUGGAUCUGUCUCCUCUUUCUCUUUAUCGGCAAAGUCUUGGACAUACACGAAAGCUUUCGGACCACAGGCCCUGUGGUUUCAUGCCUACCCCAGCCCUCAUCUUUAAAAGGCCUUCUGUGAACACAUGCCAUUCACAGGAUCCAUUGUUGAGUUUUCCCAGGUGCCCAUAUCUGCCUGCCAUUCCAUGUUCCCAGAGCUCCUCUCUGGACCUCUGCUCGGCCCACCCACAGGGCCGGAACAGCCGCAAACCUCGGGCCAAAAGCCUCCCUUGAGCUCACUGAUCAGGGAGCCCCGGUCACACAAAGGAAUCUCCUUCCACUGCUUCUCAAUCUAUGACCCUUGGAAAUAUCUUGGAAUGCUACGAGAACAUUCAUAUAAUGCUCCUUAAUAGCUGUCUUCUUUGUGGUGAAUCUAAAGUAUUCAUGUUCAAAGACAAGGUAUGUGAAGUCUCAGGAAACAGGUCUUCUUAGGCAGAAGUGGGGUCUUAUUCAAUAGACCUUCUCUGAAAUCUACUCCCCAUUAUGCAAGAGGAAAAGUGCUACUCAGGAUAGGAGCUGAAUAUAGGGAUUCAUUCCCCCUGAAUGGAUUCAUCUCCCCUCAACUAGGCAAAGAAAAGUUCAAGGGGACUGAGCUCAAGAUACCACCGUCACCACCUUUGUAAAGAAAUUAAAGGGCCACAGCCUUGCUGCCCAAGGACUAGAAAACAAAUUCAUGACACUAAUGGGAGAAAUAUGGAAUGAAGAAGGCAUUAGAGAUAAAGUGAUACAGAUAAGGAUUCAGGACUUCUACAGCAGAAUUUUCAGAUGAGAAUUUCCUGAGUUUUAUUUAAAAGUUUCCCUAGCUCUCUUGCCAUGGAGGGCUGCAAGUGGAACGGAAAUCUACAGAGAAAAAGAACAGAACUGGAGAGAAUCUCCCUACCGGACUUGCCCUCUUGUGAUAUUUUUCCUCAGGAGAGAAACACAUUUUUAAGCAAGUGAAGACACUCCUUAAGUGUUAAAGUUGGUGAUGUACAUAAGUAGUGUUUUAGGAAACCUCAGAAUAACAGCUUAGUUCAGUAAUUCCAACUUCGACUCCCCUGGGGUGAUUUCUCUGAUUCACUCCGCCAGCUCCACCCUUCCAGUCUUGCAAGAUUCUCCAGGGGAAACAGCGCCUCUGUUGAGGGGUGCAGUACUUUCAACUGGUCUUCCCCGGGAACCUGAAAUCUGGCUCCCAAAGUUCAGUUUUCCUUAAAGACUUUUGUCAGAUCCUCUGUGCUGACCCUCCUAGACAGGACUGUGGUCUUCCCAACCUGCUCCCAGCAAUCCCUUUACUUUAAGAGGUGGAGCCCUCCAAUACAUUUGGGCUCCCCCCAAAUCUGACAUUUAAUGAGACCCAAGGUUCAUCUCCCCGCUUCAUUUCCCGGGUGCAGGAUCUCCACAAACUCUAACAAGAGAGGGAAGCUCCCUGAGGAAGAACUGGACAGGAAAACAGGCUAUACCUACUGACAUACACACACAUAGAUCCCUCCUCAAACUUUUAAGUUGGAAAGAUUUCCUGGAACCACGUCUGGUACAAAACCAUGGAAAUGCUCAAAACUAACAACAAAUAGUUUUCUGAAGCUAUAAUUAAGACAUCAAAACGGUCAGAUGGUUUAGCGGAGAGCUUACCAACCCUGAAGAUGUACUUCUCAACUUUAGUUUAGGAACCUACCCUGGUAUGCCGCAUGCCAUGGAAACGGGAUAAUGCCACCCAAGAAAUCCCUUUCUCCAAAAACCCCUAAGAGCAUCUGACUUCAACUUGAAAGCCACUGCCAGAGAGCAGUUUGAACUCACAGUUCUUUGUUGGAUUCUGCAAAGCCUGCAUUUGAGUCCUCUCACCAAUGUCUUAACCUUCCUCUCCUUAGCUUGUGGGUGACUUGAAGACAAAGACUUUUCUGUAAUUAGCCAUACCUGGGCGUACGUUUGGCUCUUCAGAUGGACCUCAGUUGUUCCAUAUGCUUUCCGGUAUUUUCCAUUAUGCAAGGUAGCUUUCCAAUCUAAUAUUUAUGUCAUACUUUACAGCCUACACAAUGUUCUUCCAGACAUAUUCCCACUAGAUCCUUAAAACUUCAUUGUGAGACAGGCAUGCGUAAUCACUAGUUUACAGUUUACGUGGCAGAGCACGGUUGUGUAUGCGCUUACACCUAACUGCCUCACGGACAGAACUGCUUCCGAGUUCAAACUUUUCGCAGGCUGGCCAGUCUCUGGGGUAAGGCAGUUGGAUGUAUUCAUGUCCUCGGAAAGUGUAAAUAAAACCCGAAGUGUUCAAAAUUAAGACACGCCA
This is a messenger RNA of Orcinus orca (killer whale), 9444 nucleotides long. RefSeq names its product kirre like nephrin family adhesion molecule 3 (gene KIRREL3). Bases 698 to 3034 code for a protein of 778 amino acids. Lineage: Eukaryota; Metazoa; Chordata; Mammalia; Artiodactyla; Delphinidae. Gene Ontology annotation, cellular component: cell-cell junction. Gene Ontology annotation, biological process: synapse assembly; cell-cell adhesion. The transcript has 18 exons. The record is from RefSeq and is a predicted model, not a curated record. Gene Ontology annotation, molecular function: cell adhesion molecule binding.